GGUACAUAAGAGCCGCGCGGCGCGCCGCCUGCCGCAGUGACUCUCUCCUCCGACGGCAGGAAGGAUGCUGAGCUUCGGCGCGGAAUCGUUCUUCUCCUCCGGGCCGCCGGCCUACCGUAAGGAGGCCGCCGGCGGUGGAGGCGGCGGCGUGCGCUACUACGGGGCGGCGUCGCGCUCGGGCGGCUCGUUCGCCUCCAGCGGCUUCCACUCGCAGCAGUCUUGGUCGCGGGGCUCGGCGGCGUCCUCGGGGCAGGCGGCGGCGGCGUCGGCCAGCAGCUACCGGCGGCUGGGCGCGCUGAGCCAGCUGGGCUCCUCGUCGGCGGAGAGCCUGGAGUCGUCGAUGGUGCUGAACGGCGGCGGCGGCGGCGAGCUGCGGGGCCGCAACGAGAAGGAGGUGCUGCAGGCGCUGAACGACCGCUUCGCCGGCUACAUCGACAAGGUGCGGGCGCUGGAGGUGCAGAACCGGCAGCUGGAGGCCGAGGCGGCGGCGCUGCGGCAGCAGCAGGCGGGCCGCUCGGCCAUCGGGGAGCUGUACGAGCGCGAGAUCCGCGACAUGCGGGCGGCGCUGGUGCGGCUGGGCGCCCAGAAGGGGCAGCUGCAGCUGGAGCAGGAGCGGCUGGAGGAGGAGGCGGCGCAGCUCCGGCAGCGGCUGGAGGAGGAGGCGCGCCAGCGCGAGGAGGCCGAGGCGGCCAUCCGGGCGGUGGGCAAGUUCGCCGACGAGGCGGCGCUGGCCAAGGGCGAGCUGGAGAGGAAGCUGCAGGCGCUGCGCGACGAGGGCCUCUUCCUGCGCCGCAGCCACGAGGACGAGGUGGCCGAGCUGCUGCUGCUGGUCCAGGACAGCGGCCUCGGCGGCGCCCAGGGGGCCCUCGAGGCCCGCGAGGCCGCCCUCCGCUCCGACGUCACCUCGGCCCUCAAGGAGAUCCGCGUCCAGCUCGAGGGACACGCCGUCAAGAGCACGCUCCAGUCCGAGGAGUGGUUCCGAGUGAGGCUGGACAAGCUGUCGGAAGUUGCCAAGGUGAAUACAGACGCCAUACGUACUGCACAGGAGGAGAUUUCCGAAUACCGCCGGCAGCUGCAGUCUAAAACCACCGAGCUCGAAGCUCUCAAGGGGACAAAGGAAUCCUUGGAGAGGCAGCGGAAUGACCUUGAGGACCGCCAUCAUGGGGACGUCAUGUCUUACCAGGAGACAAUUGCACAGCUGGACAACGAGCUGAGGAACACCAAGUGGGAAAUGGCCGCCCAGCUCCGGGAAUACCAAGAUCUGCUGAAUGUCAAAAUGGCCUUGGACAUCGAGAUUGCUGCCUACAGGAAGCUUCUGGAAGGAGAGGAAUGCCGCAUGGGAGCUGGGCUGGGGCUCUUCCCUUUCCCCGAAGCCCUCCCCAAAGUCCCCAGCAUUUCCACUCACAUCAAGGUCAAAAGCGAAGAGAAGAUCAAAGUGGUGGAGAAGUCGGAGAAAGAGACGGUGAUUGUGGAAGAGCAGACCGAGGAAAUCCAGGUGACUGAAGAGGUGACGGAGGAAGAGGCCGCUGAGAAGAAAGAGGAGGAUGAAGAAGAGGAGGGGGGAGGAGGAGGAGGGGAAGAGGAGGCAAAAGAGGAGGAAAAGGGAGAAUCUGAAGGAGGAGAGGGUGAAGAAGAAGAAGAAGAAGUAGUAGUUAAGGAGGAGGAAGGGGAGGAGGAAGGGGAGGAGGAGGUGGCUGAGGCCGAGUCCCCAGCAAAAGGAAAAGAGUCCCCAAACGCAGAGGAAGCUGCAUCUCCAGACAAGAUGAAGUCUCCGGCAAAGGAUGAUGCCAAAUCUCCAGCCGCCAAGUCUCCAGCGAAGGUCGCCUCUCCCACCAAAGAGGAGGCUAAAUCCCCCGCCAAAGUGAAGUCCCCCACCAAGGAGGAGGAGAAGGCCCCAGCGGCCAAAUCUCCCGAGAAGGCUGCGUCCCCCGCAAAAGAAGAGGCCAAAUCUCCGGCAAAGGCGGCAUCCCCCACGAAGGAAGAAGCCAAGACUCCAGAGAAAGUCAAAUCUCCCACGAAGGCAAAGUCCCCUUCAGCGGUAAAGUCGCCAGCGGCAAAGUCUCCAGAAAAGGCCAAAUCGCCCACGAAGGCAGAGUCCAAGUCUCCAGAGAAGGCCAAGUCCCCCACAAAGGAAAAGGCCAAAUCGCCAGAAAAGGAGCCGGCCAAGGCACCUGCCAAGGAGGAGAAAGCAAAAGCGAAGGAGGAGAAAGCUCCUGCCAAACCAAAAGUGGAAGAGAAGAAGGAAAGCAAGAAAGCCGAGGAACCCAAGGAGGAAGCUCCAGCCAAGGAGGCCAAGAAGCCGGAAGCCAAGGUAGAAGAGAAGAAGGAAGAGGUGAAGGCGGCUAAGGCGGAAGACAAAGACGACAAAAAGAAAGCCAGCAAGCCAGAGCCCCCUGCCCCUGAGGAGAAGAAGGAGGCUGCUGCUAAGGCUGAAGACACGAAAGCAAAGGAGAAGGAAGCCACCACACCAGCAGCAAAGCCCAAACCAGAAGCUAAAGAAGAGGGGAAGGCAGCCAAGAAGGAGCCUGACGCCAAACCUCAGGGACCAGACACGAAGGCCAAAGAAGCCGGCAAGCCAGCCGAGAAGGAAGCUGGGAAGCCCAAACCCGAAGAGAAGGAGGAGAAAGCAGAACCCAAGAAGCAGCAGGAGAAGCCCAAAGCGGAAGCUAAACCCAAAGAGGAGGCCAAGAAGGAACCCAGCAAGGAGGCCCCCAAGGCCGAGCCGGCCAAAGAGGCGCCGAAAGCCGCCAAGCCCAAGACGGAGAAGGUGGAGAAGUCCUCCAGCACGGACCCCAAAGACAGCAAGCCCACCGAGAAGGCCGCUGCGGAUGAGAAGGGCAAGAAGUGAAGCCAUGGCUCGGAGGUGCAUGACAGGCCACCGGAGGAGUGAGAGGUCAUCUCGGCCACCCCUCCUCUUGUCCCUCAAAGACAAGAUGUAGGCGAUGGCAAACCCUCUUUCUCUCAAUCUCUUUCUCUCUCUCUCUCCCCGCAAGGUGUGGAACUCAUGUUAGCAAUAUGUUUAUGUGAAAGGGGGGAAAAACACAACCCCCAAACAAGCAAUGAACUGAGUCUCCGCAAGACUGGAGUCUCGAUUAUGUUAUGAUAGCUUCCGUAGCAGAAUGUGAUAUAAGCAGAGCGCCACAUUUAAACACUUGAAUUAUUUAAAGGGGUGGGUGGGUUGGGGGAACCCAGAGCAAAACUUGACUGCCCUUUCCUAAUAAGUGCAUUUAUUCGGGGCAACCCAUGGGUCGGAGGCAAUAAGCGAAUGUAGCCGCGUUGGAGGGAAAUGUAUGCUUUGGGAGGUGUACAGGAGGCUAGAGAAUUCCAAAAUGAUCUAAAAAUGCCUUGUCUUCAUUUGACACACACACACACACGCACGCACAGACGCACACACUUCUUUGUAGCCGACACAGAGAUUCAUCCAUAGCUGGUCUCAGGAGGAAGACGGUUCGGGGCAUGUCAACACUGCAGACGUAAAAUGUGUGUUAAACCGGUUUCAUGGUUGUUCCUCACCCACCUUCUCCAGGGACCCUGGGGGAUUCCUGAGUGAGUGCGGUGGAAAGUUCUCUCAGAAUUAAAUCCUUUGCAGCGUCCUUCUGCAAAGCUUCUCCGAGGCAUCUGCUGGACCACAGCAUGCUGGACUGGAUAGGCCUAGCUAGGGCCUGAUCCAGUAGGGCUGUUCUUCUGUUCCUUGCCAGAAGGUGGGCAGUUCCCAGAAUUCCCUGAGAAGGGGCCGUGCACACACUCAAGCUGGCUGGCGCUUGCAGUGCAGACGUGUCCUCCGAUAUUGUUGUAAACAAUCACACACACACUCACUCACACUCACACACUGAUAAGUGCACUAUGCCGGCACAGUUGCUUCUGUGUAAUACAAGCAAAUAAAACUGCUUUGAACAAGU
This is a messenger RNA of Hemicordylus capensis (graceful crag lizard), 3899 nucleotides long. It is a transcript of the gene NEFH, whose product is annotated as neurofilament heavy chain. Lineage: Eukaryota; Metazoa; Chordata; Lepidosauria; Squamata; Cordylidae. Gene Ontology annotation, biological process: axon development. Bases 65 to 2848 code for a protein of 927 amino acids. The transcript is spliced from 4 exons. Gene Ontology annotation, molecular function: structural constituent of postsynaptic intermediate filament cytoskeleton. Gene Ontology annotation, cellular component: neurofilament; axon. The record is from RefSeq and is a predicted model, not a curated record.